AUGGCUGCUGCCAUUGGCCACAUGGAAGCUUUUAACGAAAGCGUCGAACCGUGGACCACAUACAUCGAACGAUUUGAACACUUCAUAAAAGCAAAUAGGAUUGAGGCCGAAAAGAAAGUGCCUGUGCUACUCAGUGUGAUCGGAGGAAAAACAUAUGGACUACUCCGAAGUCUUAUCGCACCAGAAAAACCGGGAGAGAAAAGCUUCAAGCACAUUACAGACACGCUACAGCAGCACUUCUCGCCGAAGCCCCUGGUCAUCGCGGAGCGUUUUCGUUUCCAUCGGCGGAAUCAGGAGGAGAGCGAGUCGGUGACACAGUAUGUUGCAGUGCUUAGAGGGUUGUCAGAACACUGUGAAUUUGGGGGACAUUUGGAUGAUGCACUUCGCGAUAGAUUUGUGUGUGGCCUAAAGAGUGAGGCUACUCUAAAACGCUUGUUGACUGAGUCUACGCUGACGUUUCAGAGAGCGGUAGAGUUGGCGGUCUCCAUGGAAACAGCGUCACGUGAAGCACACCAACUCAGCGGAUCACUGACGGUAAAUGCACUGUCUUUAUCAAAGAGUAAGACUGGGAACAAAUGCAAACGAUGCGGAAAAAAUAACCAUAAUGAUGAUGAUUGUUGGUUUAAAGACAAAAACUGUAAUGUUUGUGGAAAAAAAGGCCAUAUCAGUCGCGUUUGCAGGAAAAGUAACGUUUAUGAUGACAGAAAAACAAAGAGUGGAAAAACAGCAAAAGCUGCAGGGCCAACGAAAGCAUUUAAGCAGAAAGGCUACAUAAAAAAGGGAAAUGUACACCGCCUUGAUGCUGAUGCAGUGUCUAAUGAGGAUGACACAGACUCAGAUUUAGCUCUGUAUAAACUGUCGCAGCCAGGAGAAAAGUCUAGUAUCACCGUGAAACCAGAAAUUGAAGGUACACCACUGGAAAUGGAACUGGACACGGGCGCAGCAGUGUCAUUGAUCUCAACAGAGACUUAUGAUCGAAUAUUGAAACACCUGCCCCUAUGCUCAACGGACAUUGUUCUUCGAACAUACAUUAGGCAAGCAUUGAACUGGAAAGAAAUUAAAACAGUCAGAUUGAAGACACUCGAAUCUGUGUUGCAGAAACUUGCUGCUAUUUUCUCUACACAUUUGGGAGAAAUGAAGAACAUCACCGCUAAAAUAACAUUGAAACCUGAAAACAAACCCAAGUUUUGCCAGCCCAGAGUCGUUCCGUAUGCUCUUCGUCCAAAAGUCGAAGCGGAGCUGAAACGUCUCACUGAAAUUGGAGUAUUGUCACCAGUAGAGCAUAGUGAAUGGGCUACUCCGAUAGUUCCUGUUGUAAAGAAAAAUGGAGACGUGCGCAUCUGUGGUGAUUUUAAGGUGACGAUAAACCCUGUCUUACACAUUGAACACUAUCCAUUACCACGCAUUGGACUGGAGCAGUUUGGGUUGCAUGCUGAAAAAGGGAAAUGUGACUUUUUCAAGGACUCACUGGAAUACUUGGGUCACAUAAUUGAUGCAGAAGGUUUGCACAAGUCACCUAAAAAAGUACAUGCAAUUGUCAAUGCGCCAAUUCCAUCAAACAUCACACAGCUAAGAUCAUUUCUAGGCCUGUUAAACUAUUUUGGGAGAUUCAUACCCAAUCUGGCAAACAUAGCGAAUCCUUUGAAUGCCCUGUUGUGUAAAGGGAAACGCUGGCAGUGGUCUGAGGAGUGUGAUGCUGCAUUUAAAAAGGCAAAAUAACAAUUGGUGUCACAAAAUGUUUUGACACACUAUGACCCUCAGAAUGCAAUUCGGCUUGCAUGUGAUGCAUCACCUUAUGGCAUUGGUGCCGUCAUUUCCCACAUGCUACCCAGCGGUGAAGAAAAGCCAAUAGCUUUCGUAUCACGCACACUUAGCAAGGCAGAACAGAAUUAUGCACAGAUUGAGCGCGAGGCUCUGGCCAUAGUGUUUGGGGUCAGAAAAUUCCAUCAAUAUCUUUACGGGCGGAAAUUCACGCUUUUCAUGGAUCACUGCCCCCUUACUACGAUCUUUGGGCCACAAAAAGGAAUUCCGUCUAUGGCGGCAGCACGGAUGCAAAGGUGGGCAUUACUUUUAUACAAUAGAAUGGAGAAACUCCCUGUCAGUGCCACGGAUAUCCGACGUGAGACUAUGAGUGACUCAACCUUGUCUACAGUCGUCGAAACGGUCAUAAAAGGGACCCAAGCUGUCAACCUGACUGGUAAUAAUGAACUCUCACCUUUCAUCUCCAAACGCGCAGAGCUGUCCGUCCAACACGGGUGCUUAAUGCGGGGCAUGAGAGUUGUGGUUCCCCUUAAGCUGCGGAAAAGAGUACUGGAGGAACUGCACACUGGCCAUCCAGGAAUUGUCAGAAUGAAAGCCAUUGCUCGCAGUUAUGUGUGGUGGCCUGGUAUUGAUGCUGACAUUGAACUGUGCAUGAAAAUGUGUCAGUCAUGUCAACAAAUACAGAAAAUGCCAACCCAAGCACCCCUCCACCCAUGGGAGUGGCCAAGCAGACCAUGGGAACGUAUUCAUGUAGAUUUCGCUGGCCCAUGUGAGGGUCACAUGUACCUAGUCGUAGUUGAUGCACAUUCGAAGUGGCCUGAGGUGCAGUUGAUGACAUCAACAACAGCAGGGAGGACAAUUGAAGUUUUGCGGAACCUUUUCAGUCAUUAUGGACUGCCUGAAGUCCUGGUGAGUGAUAAUGGACCACAAUUUGUCUCUCAGGAGUUUGUAACUUUCCUGAAGGCCAACCAUGUGAAGCAUAUCCGUUCAGCCCCAUAUCAUCCUGCAACCAAUGGGCAGGCUGAAAGGUUUGUUCAGUCGCUAAAACAAGCAUUGAAGGCAUCUAAGGGCUCUUCCACUGUUCAGAGACGGUUGGAAACAUUCUUGCUGACGUAUCGCAACACACCACAUCCAACGACUAGAGAGGCCCCUUCUAUGUUGUUUUUGGGACGACAACUGCGCACACGGCUGGAUGCCUUGAAACCCAGUGUGACAGCUGCCGUGCGACUCUCACAGACCUCCCAGGUCCUCCGCCGUGCUGGUCGUUCAAAACCAAGACAGUUUGGAGUCGGCGAUGCAGUUCUGGCUCGUGAUUACAGAGGGAGAGAAAGAUGGACAUCAGGUGUGGUGACGGCUCAAAGUGGUCCAGUGUCUUAUAAUGUGGAUGUAGGAACUUCUGCGGAAUGGCGACGCCAUGCUGAUCAACUCUUGUCCAUUCCGAAUCAAGCAGCUGAAACUCAGGUGACACAACCACCUGACAUCAGUGAUGUACCGGUUCCUCUACAGACCUCUGUAAAUGAAACUUCUUCAGCACCACCAACCAGGGAACAGGAUGUUAACAGUGACCCAUCAGAGUCUCAGAUAAAUCAUGGCAAACUCAACAUUCCAUCAGUGCAGGUCAGACGUUAUCCAGCCAGAGUGAUUAAACCGCCCAAUCGUCUGACAUUAUAAAGCCAUGAGAAACUCCUGUUGAACUGAAAUGUAAUUA
Carassius gibelio (silver crucian carp) is the source of this 3469-nucleotide messenger RNA. RefSeq lists its product as uncharacterized. The record is from RefSeq and is a predicted model, not a curated record. Gene Ontology annotation, molecular function: zinc ion binding; nucleic acid binding. The transcript has 2 exons. Gene Ontology annotation, biological process: DNA integration. Lineage: Eukaryota; Metazoa; Chordata; Actinopteri; Cypriniformes; Cyprinidae.